GAAUGGCCAGGAAGUCAGCAUGAUAGCAGAAUUUUUCAAAAUUCACGGAUUUAUAUACAAUAUACACAGUCAGAAUUUACAGGGUAUGCUAGUUGGAGAUGCUGGAUACCCAGCAUUACCCUUUCUACUUACUCCGAUUGGUAAUCCUGUCACUGAUGAAGAAAUAAGUUACAAUGCGAUCCACGGAAGAACCAAAACAAUAGUAGAAAGAAUAUUUGGUAUAUGGAAACGAAGAUUUCCAUGUUUAUCGAAAGGACUUACAACAAAACUCGUAACCUCUAGGACAAUUGUUGUUGCCUGUGCUGUCCUUCACAAUCUAUCUCUGAUCUUCAAGGAUGUACUUAUGGAAAAAGAAGAAAAAGUAGAAAAUGAUGAAGUUCCUGUAAACGAACUUCACUGGCAACCUGGAGAAGGCUUUAUUGUACGAGAUGCUCUCAUUGAAUGAUUGUUUAGAUAGUGUAUUUUACU
Molecule: messenger RNA, 468 nt
Organism: Monomorium pharaonis (pharaoh ant)
Lineage: Eukaryota; Metazoa; Arthropoda; Insecta; Hymenoptera; Formicidae
Product: putative nuclease HARBI1
Exons: 2
Coding region: 20-445 (141 amino acids)
Source: RefSeq, a predicted model, not a curated record